Molecule: messenger RNA, 918 nt
Organism: Mesorhabditis spiculigera
Lineage: Eukaryota; Metazoa; Nematoda; Chromadorea; Rhabditida; Rhabditidae
Source: the annotation of a GenBank genome assembly
AUGUUUACCGCUUCACAACUUCCCAUCGAGCUUUUGGAGGAAGUUAUUAAAAAACUUGGGCCCGACGAGCGAGAUAACCUUCGGCGCACCAACCAGUUUUUCUCCCAUUUCCAAUACCACAAACGCCUCUUCCCAGAGCGUAUCGAGCGUCUACAAGUCUCAUCGAGCAAGAUCAUUGUCGAAUUUGCUGGUGGCCAGAUUUCGAUCAGCAAAACGAAGAUCGGCAAUGAGUUGUUGUUGCGGAAUAAUGCGUCUUCGCUGUUGAUCACCAAAACACACGGGAUGGCGCUGUUUUCCGAGUCGUUGCGUCGAGCAUCGAUCAGGGUUGUUGAGAGAGACCUUUCCUUGAACUCGACGCAUGUCUUUGACAGCCAGGGCAAAGCCGACGAAGCAUGGUGGCAGAUGGCUUUUUCUUUCCGGCAGGCAUGUCUCGUGGAUUUGGACGUAUUUUCGAACACCGCCCCGCUUUUUGUAAAUUGGCUCGGGGAUCGCCCUGUAGAGCAUUUGAGACUGAAAAUUAAGCAUCGACCAUCUAGCGAACCGAUGGCACUUCCGGUGGCUCUGAACUCGUCGGCGGCGCUCCGCUCGGCGCGCCUUGUCGAGCUUCACAUCGGGGAUCACGAGAAACUGGCGGCGAUCCCGGAGUUCAAGGCCGAACUUCGAGUUUUUGGAUCCGUAUUCAUUUGCCAGGAAUUUUUGGAGAGACUACGAAGCGGAAAGGCGGCAACGUUUAAAAGAGCUAAACUAGUGCCUGCAGUCGAGGAAGAGCGAAAAGCGGAAAUUCCGAAACCGGAUGACGAUAACGUUGCCGAGAAGCAAAACGAUAGCUCCUCCUCCCCUGAGCCGAAGAAGAAGCUCCACAGAGAGAUUCGGGAUCAACACAGACGUUGUUGUUUGGUGGUACAGCCCCUGUACCGU